ACUCUGGGUGGGUGUAACAACCUGCUCUUCGGUCCCAUCCGGAGUGAACUGGGAAUGCGGAUGAAGGUGGGGGGAGGGGGUCACAUUCUAGAGGUCAACGAGACACUCGCUACUCUAAGUGGAUUGAUGGAGGGCACCGCAACUAUAGGCGCCGCAAUCUCCCAGUGGGCGGUGGCCCUGUUGAGAAAUGGCGGCAAUUGGUUCGGCAUCACUAUCUUCCUCCUCAUCAUUAUGUUGAGUUGUGUGGUUGUGACUGUUGUUCCGACCUACGAGGAUAUGAGACGUCUCUGGACCAGAUACAAGGAGAAGAAAGAGAUGUUGAGUUGUGUGGUUGUGACUGUUGUUCCGACCUACGAGGACAUGCGACGUCUCUGGGCCAGAUACCAGGAGAAGAAAGAGAUGUUGAGUUGUGUGGUUGUGACUGUUGUUCCGACCUACGAGGACAUGCGACGUCUCUGGGCCAGAUACCAGGAGAAGAAAGAGAUGUUGAGUUGUGUGGUUGUGACUGUUGUUCCGACCUACGAGGACAUGCGACGUCUCUGGGCCAGAUACCAGGAGAAGAAAGAGGUGAACGAAGACAUGGACGACACUGACUGAGAAUGACUUCAGUUUUUCCCAUUUAAUUACAAGAUAAAACACUUCAGAAGAUGAGACGAACAGCAUUUUUUGAUUGUAGAGUUGCAUUAUUUUUGGAGCCAAAAAAGAAUACGACUCUAAUUAUUUUUCGGUUGAA
Messenger RNA from Symsagittifera roscoffensis, 733 nucleotides. RefSeq lists its product as uncharacterized. The coding region runs from base 55 to 597 and encodes 180 amino acids. The transcript has 6 exons. NCBI's taxonomy places the organism in Eukaryota, Metazoa, Xenacoelomorpha, Acoela, Convolutidae. The record is from RefSeq and is a predicted model, not a curated record.